UAAUAAUUAGAUAAAUUAUUUUAAUUCGAUGUCCAAGAGGAAGUCCGAUAACACCAAUGUCAAUAAAGAUACAGAACAAGUUAGCACUCGUAGCCAAUAUAAACGAGCAAGACAUAAUGAAGAAGACAACGAUGCUUCUCCCCUUCCACAUAACAAUGAGGAAGAGAAGGAUAAUACAAUGCAAGGGAACAAUCCACUUGAAGGGAAUUUUACCAAUGAUAAUGCUCCUGCUCGUUUCUUCGAUAUUUUCUUAAGAAUCAUUAAAAACCUCCAUUCUUUCAGUCAAAACAAUCCUCCUGAAAAGGCUAAAUCAGGAAACGAAGAACAAAAAGUUUCAAAUCUUCCAUUGAAUCAUGACGAAAGUGUCAGGCUGCAACAAGAACACGAGGUUGAGGAGAUAGAGAAUAAAUCUAACAGAGAUACAGACUCCAAUAAACUUCCAAAAGAUUUUCCUAAAAUUCAGGAGAAAUUGGAAGAGAGUAAAAACAUCACCCAAAAAUCACCUCCAAGACAAAUCUACCAAAAAGAGGUAGUAAAGCCGGCCAAUCCUCCGCCUGCUCCUUCUUCUAUACCGGUUUCACCACCAGUCCAAUCACCUCCUCCUCAGCCAAAGCCAGUUCAACCCGCUCAAUCUCCUCCUCCAGUAGCUCAGACUCAGCCUCAACGUCAGCUCCAACAAUCACCAUACAAGCAAAACUUUGACUAUAGUCGUCAGAACCAGCCCGAAGCGCAUAUGAAUACAGCUCCUCAAGCCAUGCCUUCUCGAGAAAGACCUCCCACUUCAAACCAGCCUGUCUACAUGCAGAGCUCUAUCCCUACCCUACCACCCAAUAUCCAAUCAAUGACUAAAUAUCAGCAACCCCAGAUGCAACAAAGGACAGGAAUGCCAUCGAUGAUGUCUCAGCAACCACCUCCACAGUUCUAUUCCCGCCCGACUUCUAAUUCACCUCCUAUCCAUAUGAUGGCUCAAUCUCGCCAACAAGUCCUGCCUAAUUUUCAGAACCUACAGCCAAUGAUUCAAUCUCAGUACCCCUACAGCGUACGAACUCCUCAGAAUUACAUACCUAUGAACAUCCCAAAACAGAAUAUGGGAAGGCAGCCAACAGUCAGUGGACAGUUGCCUAAGCUGAACCAGCUAGCUGGACUUUUCAACCAAGUUACUUUCCCUCAGCAACAGACACAGCCUCAGAUCCCACCACAUUAUCUCCAACAAGCACAACUCAAAAACUUAAUCAUGAGUUCUCAAAACCAAAGGCAAGCGAUGUUACAAGGAUUAUCAGGCCAGCCUAAUCUCCAAUCCCAAAACAGACAGCCUCAAGGCAGGCAAAAUCAGCCUCCAAAUUGGAAUCCUAACGGGAAAUAUAACUAAUACAGCCUCAAAAUAUUAAAUUAGUGUUUA
Messenger RNA from Moneuplotes crassus, 1399 nucleotides. Lineage: Eukaryota; Ciliophora; Spirotrichea; Euplotida; Euplotidae. The record is from the annotation of a GenBank genome assembly.